This is a messenger RNA of Geodia barretti, 202 nucleotides long. Lineage: Eukaryota; Metazoa; Porifera; Demospongiae; Tetractinellida; Geodiidae. The record is from the annotation of a GenBank genome assembly.
UGCCAUUUCCGGAGGGCCCCGCAUGCCUGUUGUAGAUAAUUGCUGCCACCUUUCUCCACUACUUUUUGUUCUGCGGCAUUCAACCCCAGAUACGGCGAGAGGUCCUUCCAGUCAACUAUGUUCUUCGCUAUCCUUGCUCUGUCGAUGUCGCAUAUUUUACUGUCCGGCGACGCCAUGCCCGUGGGGGGAAGGAGGGGCGCAG